Messenger RNA from Pangasianodon hypophthalmus (striped catfish), 866 nucleotides. RefSeq names its product CD209 antigen-like protein E. The transcript has 5 exons. NCBI's taxonomy places the organism in Eukaryota, Metazoa, Chordata, Actinopteri, Siluriformes, Pangasiidae. The record is from RefSeq and is a predicted model, not a curated record. Bases 33 to 866 code for a protein of 277 amino acids.
GCUCAUUGGAGUUCCAGCUUCUUUACAGGGAGAUGAGUACAACAAUUUAUGAAAACUCAAGAUUUUCAGCAGACAGCAGGUCAGCUGAUCUGAGCAUGGACUCAUAUGAAGAGAUCUACGUGAAUGAAGAUGCAACAGAAAUGCAAGUGACCAGGAGCAAUAAAGCAACUGCAACUUCAGAACCAAACACCUCAGGACUCAGAUGUUACAGACUGGCUGUUGUGUGUCUGCUGAUGCUGGCUGUUCUCUUGCUGGCUGCCAUUGCAAUACUGUGGGUCAAGCUGACUACAGAGCGAGACCAGAUACAGACCAGUUAUAACAACAUUACUACACAGAGAGACCAAUUAGAGACCAGUUACAACAACCUGUCUGCUGAGAAGGAACAGUUAAAGACCAGUAACAAAAAACUGACCGAAGAGAGAGACCAGUUUCAGAGGGAGACAGAUGAACUGCAGAAAAGGCUUUCUCAACUGAAGAAAGACAUUAACACACCAGGAUGGAAGUACUUCGAUUCCAGUAUUUACUACAUCUCUACUGAGAAGAAGAGUUGGAUUGAGAGCAGACACGACUGCCAGGGAAGAGGAGCAGACCUGGUGAUCAUAAACAGCAGAGAGGAACAGGGCUUUGUGAAUGUGUGGAGAAGAGGUGAAAGUGCUUGGAUUGGUCUGACUGACAGAGAAAAGGAGGGGGUCUGGAAAUGGGUGGAUGGUACAGAACUCACCACUGCGUUCUGGGAUAUUGAUGAGCCCAACAGCAAAGGUGAUGAGGACUGUGCUUUAUCUGGCUAUCGGCCUAAACCUACUUCUGACUGGGUUGAUAUUUCUUGUAAUGACCAGUAUAUCUGGAUCUGUGAGAAGAAAAUUUAG